Molecule: messenger RNA, 1275 nt
Organism: Saprolegnia parasitica CBS 223.65
Lineage: Eukaryota; Oomycota; Saprolegniomycetes; Saprolegniales; Saprolegniaceae
Exons: 2
Coding region: 25-1275 (416 amino acids)
Source: RefSeq, a predicted model, not a curated record
GUAGAAAGACAAAGAUCCCCAACCAUGCGAGCGACAAAGAAGCCGUUGACCCUACGCUACCGCAAGAAGGUCAUCGAGGACAGCCCGCCCGCGAAGCCUACGCCGAUGGCCGUCGCGACCAAGCUGCUGGCGCCAGCUGCGGCGACGCCCGCCAUCGUCUACGUCGUCACGAUCAGCGACUUGCAGUUCCACCCGCCGCGCCUCAUCGUGCCCAUCGGCAGUACGGUGCGAUGGCAAGUCGGCGCGGCGAACGAGGCCGUGCACGCAAUCACGUUGGCGCUGGGCGACGCGUUCGUCGACUCACCGACGCUCGACACACCCGGCGCUGUCUUCGAGCACAAAUGCUCGUCACUCGGAACGGUCUCGUAUGGCUGCAAUUUGUACUCGUUCAUGACAGGAUCCAUCGUUGUCGUUGCGUCCUUGUCGACAACCGAGGCAAAGAGCAACCAGUGCUACGCAGACUACCCGCGUCGUGCAACCCAGCCGCGUCGACGCCCUUCGUCGUCAGCAAUGGGACCGUUCCAGAAGCAACUGGCCGUGUGGAGGGCCAAGCAGCCGAAAGCACAGCUGGACGCAGAAGGAGAUGGCACUGUGGACGACGAGGAAGGCACUUUUUCCGAAAAGGACCGCGCGGCGCGCAAGAAGGUCGGGUCGACGCGUGCGCCGGACGUUGUGCGACCGACGAUCUCCGUCGUCGCCCCAGUAGCACCCGUCAAAGUACUCGGUCCCGUCACGACGGACCAGGGCGCAGCCGCCAAGAUUGCAUUGGACCACUUUGAAUUUGUCCCGACGACCCUCGACAUCAUGGCAGGCGAGACGGUCGUCUGGUCGGUGAGUGCGCUGGGCAUGGUUGAACACGCGUUGCAACUGACAGUGUCGGCACCGGACAGUGCCGAUGCAACGGUGCUGACACCGCCUCUGCGAUCGGGGGACUCGGUCGCCUACAUAUUUCCCCACGCCUGUGUCGUCGACGUCGCGUGCUCCGUUUACGACGUCAAGGGCCGGGUUGUCGUCCAUGACGCAUCAUCGGACGUUCUCGUCGUCGGCGACGUCGAGUGCCCCGUCGUUGCGCCGCCCGCAGAGAGCAGUGCGAUCUUGCGACUGCUCGCGACGGCCCAUGAAAAGCACGAAAUGCGGCGCACGAGUUAUAUGGCACCCCCCGCAGCAGCGAUUCCCGGCUUUGACGCGUUGGCCGCCUACGAUUUUCUCAAACAACGUGCGAACAACGUCAAGCUCGACAGCAAUGUGGUCUACGCGUGCCCGCCAGCGUGCUGA